AUGCCUACCUCCCCAGCGAAAGACUCUUCUGGAACAAAUCCCAAUCCCUUAUCUGCAUCGACUGUUCGUACAACGCAGAAAUCCAGUUCUGACGCUGAUUCCCGCGAUCCGAGCUCCACCCCCGUCUUCACCCCCUCCUCCCCCUCUCCCUCAAGCUCUCCUCAGCAGGCAGAUAAUAUACAGGACGAGGUAUUACUGUCCAACAUGUCUGAGCAGACAGAUUGCUCCUCCAGUAAAGCGGAUGUUGCGGAAACAAAGCAGGAAGUGGAAGCUACCCGGGAGACAACCUCGUCAACCACUGAUUUAAAGACAUCUCCGCCAGCUCCAGAGUCUGCCCCGAAGAAAACACCGUGCAGAAAACACCCGAACGCUAAACCAAAAACGCAGAAGAAACAAAAGCAGAAGGACAAGAAAAAAUCGAAGAAGGCCAAGGACUCUUCUAGCAGCGAGAGUGACGGUUCUUCCUCGUCAACCUCCAGUUCGUCGUCAUCGGACUCGUCCGACUCAGAUUCAGAAUCCUCGGCCACAGAUUCCCACAAAAAGAACCGUAAGAAGCUCUCCAAGGAGAAGGAGAAGAAGAAGGCCAGGGCUCGCAAACAUGCCUCCUCCUCCUCCUCCUCCUCCUCCGACGACGACGACGAUUCGGAUACCACUGACAAUGAGCUAAAAAACAAUGCCAAAGCCGCAAAGAAGCUGAAAAAGACAAAAGCCAAGAAGAAGGCAAAGAAAUCCCGAAAGCACCAGGAGGAUAAGUCUGACGAAGAAGUCGAUGCGGAUAAGCUCGAGGAGCAACUCCGUACUACCCAGCAAAAGUUACUGGCUCUCCGCAUGAAGCAUAACAACAACUGUGCGCGGAGGCUCCUCCAACCAGGGCAGAUUUCUGAUAAAACAAUUCCAGCCGAUUCUCGCGCAGGUCAAAAGGGAUAUCCCCCAAAAAUUAAAUCCAGAAAACGAAAGCGUGGAUCGAAAGUUGCUUUUAAACGUGUGGAUCAAUUAUGGGAUAACAACAUACAUAAUUACAAGUUGACAGAAACCGUCGAUGAUCCCGAUGCUGAUGAGUGGGACCAGUACAUAUUUACUGUUCGACGCAAGUUUGACUGGGAGAACAAAUACACAGACACUGUUGUAGACAUCAAGAGCAAACCUCUCCGGGAUGCACUAGCACAUGUCAUGGACGGCGUCAAAGGUGUUUCCUUAGUCCAAGAAACUCCCGUUGUUGACCCUAAUAUGCUGUUUUUAUAUCUUGAGGAGGCUCGAGAAUACGCUAAGCAGCUAAAAGUCCUGGCCAAAUCAGAGAAGAAGAAGAGAGCGAAAAGAUUGGCUGCAGCUAAAUGCUCCCAUUUGAAGGUCCUGAUUAAAUAUCUUGACGAGGAUUAUGCCGAGAUCAAGAAGACAUUGUAUCCCCUCUUGGAAUCAAACACAAUAACCUUUGAUCUGCUAUGGGCGCUUUUCAAGCCAAACUCCAUUGCUUAUACUGCAACGUACUCCUCCCCGGAUGAACCCCGUGCCUUCAAAAUUGAAUAUGCCACCAAAGAGAGCUCUUUCGUGAAGGGACAGUGGUACUGCAUUGAGGGUCGCUAUCUCGAGUACGAUGGCAAAUCGUUUGGCAUGGGUACUAUGGCUGUGGAGGUUGAGUCCUUCAAAGGGCCCCGCAAGAUUUCCAGUCUUAUGUGUUACCCUCUCAAAUAUCAUCGGGAUCCAGAGGGCUUGAAAGAGACACUAAUUGAGCGUGGUAAAAAAUUCAUUGCCCUCCAGGGUAUGAAUUACCGUUUCCAUAAAGGCAUGGCUUUCUACAAAAAGAGAAGAUCAAUAAUUAAGGUUAACAUUAAUGGUCGUGUUAUGGUUGAUCCAGCUAUCCAUCGUCGAAUUAACCCAAACUAUCCAAUCAGCACGGUAAAACCGAAGGACCCGGACCUUCUUGAUGACUCCGAGAACGAGAGUGGUUCGGAAGCUUGUUGUUGUGCUGGUUCAGGAUCGGAGUCAGAGCAUUGGCCCAAGGAAGAGAGGCUCAAAACGAGACUCAAAUUGGUACAGGAUAAAGAGGGGAAAGCACAUGUCAUCGAGAUUGAGUACGAUGACAACGGCGAUGAAAUUGUCAAGGAAGAUAUGGAUAAAAUCAACGACAAGAAUCAAAAGGGCGAGGAGCUUGAGUUCACAGAGGAAGAGCUCUUAAUCGCCAGCCCUGUCGUUCUUGGAUUCGCUUUUAGCGAGAAACUGUGGCUAGAGUUCACGGUCUCUGGUAUCAAUGAUAUCGAGUGGAAUUCGGGCGCCUUCGACUCCCUAGUCCUCCCUGGCAACCAGAAAUCGAUCGUUAAAGCACUGGUGGAAUCGCACACCUUCCACGCCGCCGAAAACAUCGAUGAUGUCAUUCAAGGCAAGGGUAAGGGUCUCGUUGCAGUCCUGCACGGCCCACCAGGUACUGGUAAAACCCUCACAGCAGAAGGGAUUGCAGAGCUUCUCCAGCGGCCACUAUACAUGGUCAGUGCAGGCGAGCUUGGCACAGAUUCACGCACCCUGGAGGGCGAACUCAAUAAGAUUUUGGACAUUGCACAUUCGUGGGGUGCUGUGCUGCUCCUCGAUGAGGCAGACGUAUUCCUUGAAAAGCGUACCAUCCAUGACAUCCACCGCAACGCGCUCGUCAGCAUCUUCCUCCGCCUCCUCGAGUAUUUUCAGGGCAUCUUGUUCCUGACGACUAAUCGUGUCGAGACCUUCGAUGAUGCGUUCCAGUCGCGGAUACACGUUGCGCUGCGAUAUGGCGAACUGACACUUAAGGCCAAGCGGACUGUAUGGAAAAUGUUCCUUAAUAAAGUAACGGUUAAAGAGGGAGUUGAGGUUGUCGAGUUCACGGAGAAGGACUACGAUUCCCUCGCCAGGCAUAAUUUGAAUGGUCGACAGAUAAAAAACUCCGUCCGAACCGCCCAGGCCCUCGCCCUUAACGAGAAAGCCCCACUGUCCAUGGAUCAUAUCUCCCGCGUUCUGGAUGUGGCUGAAACGUUUGACCACGAUCUGAAAGGCGGAACAGGCUAUAUGGAUGCCAUGCGGAGCUAUACCUAA
Messenger RNA from Paracoccidioides lutzii Pb01, 3054 nucleotides. RefSeq lists its product as hypothetical. Bases 1 to 3054 code for a protein of 1017 amino acids. Gene Ontology annotation, molecular function: ATP binding; ATP hydrolysis activity. The transcript is spliced from 3 exons. The record is from RefSeq and is a predicted model, not a curated record.